AUGUCUGCCAGCGGUGAAACUCUCUUCUCGGUUGUUGCGUCUCGGGUGACCAUCGAUGUGGACUCGAUGGAUCCCAACGAUGCCGCAAGCUUCAGCGGGGUCUACCAGUUCCAGGACAUGACGUCCAACCAGGCCAUCGUCUACAAUAACGCUAGCCGUGCUGACAGGCAUAAGGUCUUACUCAAGGCCAUCGAGCUCGCUCAAGCCGAGCGAUCCCCGUCUGAUCCGGAAUUCGUGAAGGAUGUCACGGACCUCCUGAACGUUCUCCUAGCGAAGGAAGUAUACCCGUAUCUCAAAGGCCGGGUGCACGUUCAGGUAGCCCCUGCAACUGCGUACAGCACCGACGGGACCGUCCAGCACGCCAAGAAGCUUGUGUCCCUAUUUGAGAAGCACGGCAUUCCUAAAGACCGAGUCUGCGUGAAGAUACCCGCGACGCCCGAGUCCAUCCUCGCCUGCCAGCAACUCGAACGCGAAGGCAUUCGUACCCUGGCUACGUGCCUCUUCUCCGUCGAGCAAGCCGUCGCAGCGUCGCAAGCGGGCUGCCUCUACGUCGCUCCCUACUUCAACGAACUUCGCGUCCACUUCGAGCCUUCGUUGUGGAAGGACUAUGCGAAUACAUCCGUCGAGCACCCGAUGGCGCCCGUGAUCGGCUCCAUUGUUCAGACGUUCAAGGCUAUCGGGUCGAAGACGCUCGUCAUGCCCGCCAGUAUUGUUACUGCUGAAGAGGUCGUGGCGCUCACCUCCCUGGGCUCGGACCACCUAACACUAUCCGGCGGCGUCCUGAACCAACUAAAGCAGUCGCCGAAAGAAACGCAUCUUCAGACUCUGCAAUCUACGAAGGCUGGCCAAGCCACACCGGUUCAAGGGGACUUCCUCGCCGACGGCGGUAAGUUGCUAACGGAGGCGCUGAAGAAGGACGUGGAGGCGAGCCGCAAGCUGAAGGAUGCGCUGGAGCUGUUUGCGAUGAUGGAGGAGAAGACUUUCGAGCUGAUCAAAAGGGAGAUUGCGAAGUGAGAUCUUACCACGUGUAGACGAGGUAUGGUGAAGCGCUCAUGCCAGUGCACAUGUCCUACCCGUGCCGAAGUAAGCUCACUCGUUGCUAUCAAGCACAGAGAUAAGGAAGUGCCAUUGAAUGCUGUAUCAUAUGAUUGGUACUAUGUAUACCCAAAACUCGAAAGCAGAAUAUGAACUUCCAAUGAGAGUGGAG
This is a messenger RNA of Gloeophyllum trabeum ATCC 11539, 1207 nucleotides long. RefSeq names its product aldolase. Bases 1 to 1014 code for a protein of 337 amino acids. The record is from RefSeq and is a predicted model, not a curated record. Gene Ontology annotation, molecular function: transaldolase activity. NCBI's taxonomy places the organism in Eukaryota, Fungi, Basidiomycota, Agaricomycetes, Gloeophyllales, Gloeophyllaceae. Gene Ontology annotation, biological process: carbohydrate metabolic process; pentose-phosphate shunt, non-oxidative branch. Gene Ontology annotation, cellular component: intracellular anatomical structure. The transcript is spliced from 7 exons.